Molecule: messenger RNA, 2356 nt
Organism: Anopheles merus
Lineage: Eukaryota; Metazoa; Arthropoda; Insecta; Diptera; Culicidae
Exons: 2
Coding region: 829-1404 (191 amino acids)
Source: RefSeq, a predicted model, not a curated record
AACACCAGCAUUGGUAGACCCAACUGCAGCAGUUGCUAUCCGAGUGCCAAUACAUCAGCAGCUACAAACAUACGUGCGCCAUCUUCGCGACCAUGAAGCAGAUCAGCAGCGACAAUUCAUAGCCCGGCGUCGUAUGACCGGCCAUCUGAGAGUAGCACAUGGGAACCAUGAGUCGUACAGUUGUCCCUCGCUUCAUACGCUUGCACCACGCGUGCCUUGCAAUUUCUGUUCCGCUCUCAAGUGGCCUGGAGAGCCGCCCAGUGUGUGCUGCAACAGUGGACAAGUUGUGCUUCCACCGUUUCCCGAACCGCCAGCAGAGUUGCGCCAACUAUUUGACGUGCCGCAAUUUCUGCUCAACAUCCGGCGAUACAAUAAUGCGUUUACCUUCACCUCUAUCGGUGCCUCAAUACGAGGAAAUGACCCAGUACGCCAGGAUCUACGAGUCGGUCACGGUGGAAUUUACAACUAUCGCAUACAAGGUGCGCUUUGCCAUCGAAUCGGUUCGCUCGCUGUGCUUCCAGGACGUCCACCAUGCUACGCACAGCUGUACUUUUAUGAUUCAAGCUCGGAGGGUCAGUACGACGAAAUGCUGAACGCUCGCGUAUACCAGGCAUCGAUCAACGGCGUUACAAUGCACCGACUGCAGAUGAAGUUGGUGGCGUGUUCGUGUGCGAUGAUACUACCGGAGCCACGGAACAUACACGCGAUAUUGUGCUGCAGCAUCGUGCCACAGGAUACUUGCAGCCUGUGUUUGAUACCAACCAGUUGGCAGAUGCACUCCAAUACCCGAUUCUGUUUCCGCGGGGUGAAACCGGUUGGACUUACGGUAUGCCAAAGGUACAGCGCCGAACCAGACAGCAGCAACAACCAAGCAGACCAACAAGUUCGAGCAACGGAGCGGCGCACAUAGAUGAAAAUGAUGAUGCUGCUGAGGAUCCUAAUCCUGAGUUGGAUGAAGCAGAGCGUUCAGCAAAUCAAAUAACGCCACGCGAAUAUGCCGCAUAUCGCAUAGCCUGGCGGGAAAACGCUCAAACGCUUAUGCAUCGUGCCGGACGAUUGUUUCAGCAGUACUGUGUAGACCAGUACUGUAAGAUAGAGAUGCAGCGGUUGAAAUAUUUGCGAGAGCACCAGGCACAACUUCGCACUGAGGCGUACACGGGCUUUAUGGAUCUUGCCGGCGCUGAAGGUACCAUCGCGGAUCUUCAUCCCGAUAAUUUGCCUAAUGUGGCUGUGGAAAUCCCUGUAGUGCAAGAACCACCUGUUGCACCCCGUCGUUCCAUCAUCGAUCCGCCCUCGAACCUGUCGCGUACGGGCACGCGUGUUAUUCUCGGACCAUCAUUUGUCGGUAGCAAUCGAUAUAUGCGAGCGCAAUAUCAAUAUCGGUUUCCGUGCGUAGCACUGUAACCGGGCCUCUUAAGCUAGUCCUUUUCAAAUGUUCACACAGCAAACACGUGGCAAGUAGCAUAGUUUGCCGGUGACAAAAAGACAACAAACGCAAUGCUUCAAACGCGACUUUCCCAAAGCUCUCGCGUAUUCUCACCGGCACAACCACUUCUCGCGUGAGAGUUUGCUAUGCUACUAAAUGUUACAUUACAUUCUAUCCAAACGGCUACCGAACGAUAACGUUAGCUCGGACCGGCUUUUUUGCCACCUUACACUACACCAGCUCGGGUGGAUUGUUUUGAUUUGCUCGGUCGUGUUCCGCAACGGAACCGAAAAAAGCCGAUCUCAGCAUCGUCCGUAGUACCCUUACGCUUCGUGAGCUGCUCUUGAUCAAUUUCCCCUCCAAAUCGUGCAACGUUCCUUUUCUCUUUGAACGGAAAGAGCGCACGACUUCCCCUGUGUAUGCUGUGCAACCUUAAUGCUCUCUUUCAAGCGGGAUCCUGAUGUUCACCGUCGGCAUCGAUUUUUUUCAAAGCCAACACAGAGGAUCUCAAUGUCAGCUUCACUCAUCAUCAGAUUUGUCUGAUGUGCAUGAGGAAAGGAAGACUACUGUUAUCUAUGUCAGUAUCGUUUGGUAUGAGUGACAGUUUCCGCAGACUACUGAGUUCCUGAUGCAUCUUGCAUGGUUUCGCUGGUUUCCGAGCAUCAUCUGACGUAGCAAUCGAUGUGUAAUUUGGAGAUGAAUCGCAGAUCGAACCCCAUUAUGGCGCUAAUUGGACAAGUCCGAUUUAAGAUCCCGUCUAAAGCUGCAGCAGUACCGAUUACUCUGGAUUCAUCAGGAUUAUAACGUUACGUUUACGUUAAGCUUGAGUUGAUAGAUAAUGGUCAAACCAUUCCGAAUAACGUCACACAGCGUUGGAAGAUGCAAAGCAAGAUUCCUAGGGUGAUUUGAAUUCUACGAUUCGAAAUCCUG